AUGAAGCGACUUCACAGCUUUCUGCACUUGACUCCUCCAUUGCACGCGGACAUGAAGCCCAACUUGAUCUACCGGAAGGCGAAAAUGGCCGGCAAAACGGUUGAGAAAUAUGCUGCGAAAAAGUUGAAUAGGGUUCAAAUACGGUUUUAGCGCUGUUUUUGCAGAAUCUCCGUUCCAAAAAUUCAAGGAGAACCUUUAUUUGGCAUUUAUCCAGUUCUGGAAGCUCUCCAAAUUCGUCAUAGAACGUUCCAUAAAGUUUUCGUCAAACCGUCUUUCAGGUUAGAUUUAGCAAUAAAAGGCAAAACGUUAUGGAGAUAUGGGGAAUUGAACCCCAGACCUCUCCCAUGCUAA
Messenger RNA from Caenorhabditis auriculariae, 351 nucleotides. The record is from the annotation of a GenBank genome assembly. Lineage: Eukaryota; Metazoa; Nematoda; Chromadorea; Rhabditida; Rhabditidae.